Limanda limanda (common dab) is the source of this 2220-nucleotide messenger RNA. Its product is annotated as gastrula zinc finger protein XlCGF17.1-like. Gene Ontology annotation, cellular component: nucleus. The record is from RefSeq and is a predicted model, not a curated record. The transcript has a single exon. NCBI's taxonomy places the organism in Eukaryota, Metazoa, Chordata, Actinopteri, Pleuronectiformes, Pleuronectidae. The coding region runs from base 401 to 1282 and encodes 293 amino acids.
AGAGCUCCAACAGCGACAUGUCUGUAUCAAGGAAGAGUUUCCUGCUGACCUGCUGGAGAGGAACCCCAGUCCAGACCAAGAGGAGCCAGAACCUCCACAGAUUAAAGAGGAGGAGGAGCACUGCAUCCGUCUGGGAGUAGAGCAGCUUGUACUGAAGCAGGAGGAUCAAGAUAACCUUUUGUUGAAUCCUACUUUCAUAGAAAGUGACCACAGUGAACCAGAACCAAGUGACCACCAGCUCCUCUCCCACAGCUCAGCUCAGAGCCAUGAUCUUAGUGGAGACAAGCAUGGAAACUCAAUAUCAGUGAGUAAUGCAGAGCAGGCAUCAGAAAAGGGACAUCAUGUCAUCACAAGAGCAAAAGAAAGCACAAGUCCCAGUAACCUUGCGUGUAGCACUACCAUGUCAAAGAUUGUGCCGAAUAUCUGCAAGGGUAAAAAAGUUCUCCAGUGUGACACUUGUGGAAAAGUCUUUAAGUGGAAGUCAGGAUUAAAUGAACAUCUUAAGUUUCACAGAGGUGAGAAACCAUAUAUUUGCAAAACCUGUGGAAAAAGAUUUUGUUACAAGUCAGCACUAGAAACACAUCUGAGAGUCCACGCAGGGCAGAAACAGCAUUCUUGCGAAAUGUGUGAAAAAAGUUUCACAACUAGCACAAAUUUGAAGAUCCACGAGAGAACGCACACGGGCGAGAAACCUUUUCCUUGCAAAACUUGUGGGAGAAGUUUUACAUCUAGAAUGAAUCUGCAGGUCCACGAGAGAUUGCACACUGGCGAGAAACCUUUUUCAUGUAAAACUUGUGGGAGAAGUUUUACAUCUAGAAUGAAUCUGCAGAGACACGAGAGAACGCACACAGGCGAGAGACCUUUCUCUUGCAAAACUUGUGGGAGAAGUUUUUUUCACAGACAUCAUCUGCAGAGACACGAGAGAACGCACACGGGCGAGAAACCUUUUUCUUGCAAAACGUGUGGGAGAAGUUUUACAACUAGAGUGCAUGUGCAGAACCACGAGAGAACGCACACGGGCGAGAAACCUUUCUCUUGCAAAACUUGUGAGAGAAGUUUUAGUGAGAGAAUUACCCUGAAGAGACACGAGAGAACACACACGGGCGAGAAACCGUUCUCCUGCAAAACUUGUGGGAGAUGUUUUAACAAGAGUUAUUCCCUGAAGAGACACGAGAGAACUCACACGGGCGAGAAACCUUUUACUUGCAAAACUUGUGAGAAAAGUUUUAAAUGGGGAAGUAGCUUGAAAGUCCACAUGAGAAGCCAUAAAUGGCAGGAGUAAUUUCCCUGUACAACUGGUGGGGAAAGAUUUGUUAACAAAUCCCUUUUAACAAAACAUUUGAGUACCCACACAUAGCAAAACUGAUAUUUUGUAAAAUGUUUGCAAGAUCUCUGACUUGCCAGUUUAUACAAAGUCCACAGGAGAAAAUAUCCAGUUGAGAAGCCACACCAUGGCAACACAAGAGGGAUAAGAUUUGCUCAAGCGUUGUCAAAUAAGUUGUUACUUAGUUAUUGAUUCAUUAAUAAGUGAUACAACAGUUAGCGAAAACAAUACUGGAAAUGUUUCCAGGGGCCAAAAAAAGUGAUGAACCUUGUUGUAGUUCAAUGCUUUAUGAAGUUCCAUCACCACUGAUGAAUAGCAGACUUCAAUAACUUCAAAAAGCAUUGAACUAAAUCCAGGUUCAUCACUUACAGCUACACAAGAGAGAUUGUCUACAUUUACAUUAGCUGCAUCUCUGUAACUGAAUGGAAAAUAUCCCAUUGAGGAGACACCACUAUAUCUUUGAUGCAGUAGAUGGACAACAACAUUUGCUAAAGUACCCACGUUUCUGUUUUUCGUGUGACUUUUCUGAUAUUUACAUCUGUAAAGGAAGUGAUGUUUUCAAGCAUGGCUCAUUGUUUAUUCAUUUAUCAGCCAUUUAUACCAAAUGGUGCAGGAAGGGGGCGGGGUGAGAGCAAUUGAUUGGGUUAAAGUGGCAGAUCCAGGAUAUUAUAUUAUCACUGAAUGUUGAGAGAUGUUGUCAAUGUGUCAGGAACGACUGUGGAUCAAGAUGUAAAACUCUGACAUAUUUGUGGUACAGAGAUUUAUAAGAACACAGUAUGUGGUGCAGAUUAUCAGAUGACUUCCCUUUUUCUUUUCUUUUUCUAUUACAAAAGAAAAAAAUAUGUUGUUAAUGUGUAAACAGUCCUAAAUAACUGUCACUGUAAAUGGUUAUUCUU